UGAUGAUCGAUCAAGCUUGUUCGAGCAAUAAUGCAACUCGAAGGUGUCGUUAUGUAAGGCAAGCCAAACCAGGAGAGAAACCGGAUUAAAUUCAUGAAGAAAAAUGGCAGGCUGUUUCAAGAGAGUGACAGAUUUUGUGGGCCUUACAGAAAGAUAUGUUCCCGAGAACAGGACAGUGUUUGUAGGUAACCAGCCACCCCCUGUACAAGAUGAAGCCUACAUUCCACAAGAUUUUCCUGAUAAUACUGUCGUCUCCUCAAAGUAUACAGCAAUUAACUUCUUCCCUAAAAAUCUAUUUGAGCAGUUCAGGAGAAUUGCGAACUUCUACUUUCUCUGUGUUGCAGUCUUACAGUUAGCCAUCGAUACGCCAGUAAGUCCUUGGACAAGCAUAUUGCCUCUCAUCUUUGUAGUAGGGGUUUCCAUGAUCAAACAGGGUUACGAGGACUGGUUGCGUCACAAAGCGGACAAUGAGGUCAACAAAAGAGCGACCCUCGUCGUACGAGAUGGAGUGAUAGAGAAAAUCAAAUCAAGGGAUGUUCGGGUCGGUGAUAUUGUCAAAGUCCAAAAUAACGAUGAGAUACCGUGUGACAUGGUCUGCUUAUCGUCGGUCCGAGAAGAUGGCGACUGUCACGUGACCACUGCCAAUUUAGACGGUGAAACUAAUCUCAAGAUAUUCAGGUCAUUACCAGACACUGCCAUUCUGCAAACAGAGGAGAGUCUGAAUUCAUUGUCCGCCGUCGUGGAGUGCCAGCAACCUAUCUUAGAUUUGUACAAAUUUGUUGGGAGAAUGACUUUAUACCAAAACACCAAUGUGCCUAAUAAUAACAGCAAUCCAACCCAAAAGCCUUUAACUGCAGAAAAUGUCUUAUUACGUGGAUGUCGCCUUAAAAAUACAGAAUAUAUUUAUGGUUGUGCAGUGUACACAGGAGAGGAAACCAAGAUGGCCUUAAAUUCUAAAACCAAAGGACAAAAAUUCUCCUGUAUAGAAACAGUGAUGAACUAUUAUCUUCUAUUCAUGCUUGGAGUAUUAAUCUUUGAGGUAUCAAUAUGUACGGGUCUGAAGUAUUUCUACAAUGCAAGGUCUUAUGUCCCGUUCUCAUGGUACUUCUAUGAAGUAGCCAAACCGGACUAUGAGAUCUCGUUUCUAGGAGUGAUGGAGGACUUUCUAUCCUUUCUUGUGCUUUAUAACUACAUCAUUCCAAUUUCAUUGUAUGUGACAAUAGAAAUGCAGAAGUUUCUUGGAUCCAUGUUCAUAGGAUAUGACAUAGAGAUGUAUGAUGAGAAAACCAACGAGCGUGCUGUCGCCAACACGUCUGAUCUGAAUGAAGAGUUGGGCCAGGUGGAGUACAUGUUUACAGACAAGACCGGUACCCUCACUGAGAAUGAGAUGAAGUUCAGACAGUGCUCUAUCAACGGGGUCAAGUACACUGAGGUCAAAGGUCAACUUCAGCCCCAGAAAGAAAACGAAGGGGAUGAGAGUGACAAAGAUGACUUCUUGCUGACCAUGGCGCUCUGUCAUACCGUCCAUGUCCAUAAAGAACCCGCAUCAGCUAAGAAGGUGAUGAACGGUAACGUUGGUGAGACACACAUGCUGCAAUAUGAAGCAUCUUCACCAGAUGAAAAGGCCCUAGUGGAAGCAGCAAGCCAGUAUGGUACAACGUUCCUAGGGGGCACCCAGGAGUACCUAGACGUCAAACACAAAGGACAGACGCUUCGAUACCAGAUACUAAACAUCCUGGAGUUUGACCCGACCCGGAAGUGCAUGAGUAUCAUUCUUAAAACGCCUUCAGGAGAAAAUCUGCUUCUAUGCAAAGGGGCGGAGUCAUCCAUCUUAAGGAAGAGUGUCAGCGGAAAGAAAAGUGAAACCGAUCAACACGUUAGCGACUACGCCAUGGAGGGUCUAAGAACGUUAUGCUUUGGUAGAAGGAUACUCAGCAAUGAUACGUAUGCUGCGAUGGAGGAGAAAUUGAGACUAGCUUCUACGGCCCUGGAUGAUAGAGAGGAGAAGAUGUCCGAAGCAUAUGACAUGAUAGAACAAGACCUACACCUGAUCGGAGCUACUGGGGUUGAAGAUCGAUUACAAGAUCAGGUAGCUGAGACAAUGGUGGCACUCAGGGAAGCAGGGAUUAAGAUUUGGGUUCUAACGGGAGACAAACAGGAGACAGCGGUCAACAUCAGUCAUUCCUGCGGUCACUUCAAGGAUGGAGUGGUUGAACUGUUACUGGUCAAGCAAGAGCUUGAGACAACGUGUGUCCAGACACUCAAUAGGCUUGCAGAACAAAUGAAUCUAGAUCCCCAGAAGCGAUAUGCACUGGUGGUAGACGGACCCAGUCUGGCCCUGGCCAUGAAACAUUACCAGAUGGAGUUUAGGAAUCUCUGCUUAGAUUGUGAAGCUGUGCUCUGUUGCAGAAUGUCACCUUUCCAGAAAGCACAGGUUGUAAAACUAGUGAAGGAAUCUCCCACCAAACCUUCAACCAUGGCUAUCGGUGAUGGUGCUAACGAUGUUAGUAUGAUACAAGAAGCUCAUCUCGGUCUGGGAAUUAUGGGUAAGGAGGGCCGACAAGCGGUACGAUGCAGUGACUAUGCGUUCUCUCGUUUCAAAUUUCUCCUCCGAAUUCUUCUCGUCCAUGGCCAGUGGUACUACCAUAGAAUAGGAAUAACCGUCCAAUACUUCUUCUACAAGAACUUUGCUUUCAUCACUUGUCAGUUCUACUUUGCUUUCUUUUCUGAGAUGUCACAACAGCCCAUGUUUGAUAGCAUGUACUUAACAUUAUUUAACAUCACCUUCUGUGCAUUACCAAUCCUACUCUUUGGCAUCUUUGAGCAACAUCUGUCGGCCAAGAUGCUCCUGAAGAAUCCACAGCUUUAUAAAGAUAACCAACGUAAUUCUUACUUCAAGAUGUGGAAGAAUUGCUACUGGGUAAUAUUAGGAAUCUAUCAAUCUCUCGUCUUUUUCUUCGGAGCUAUGUUUCUCAUCAAAGACGAUGUUUCUCUUAUGCAGAAUAUGAAGAACUAUGGUCUUUGGUCAUUUGGUACUAUAGUCACAACUGGAUGUGUGCUUGUUGUCAAUUUUAAGCUUUGUGUAGAGAUAUGCAACUGGGAUGGCUUUCAGAUAGCUGGUAUGAUCAUUCAGCUCCUUGGCUACCCAGUUCAAGUAGCACUUUAUUCAGGAUUAUUAUGGCAUGAUACAUUUCCAAUAUCAUUAUUUGACAGUACCGGUCUAUACUGGGUAUUCUUCGAGGCCCAUAAUAGCUGGACCGUAUGGUUCUGGAUCCUUGGCGUUAUUGUAGCUUGCUUCCUUCCGGAUUACAUCUUCAAGACCACGUGUUACUACUUCUUCCCCAGUAGGGCUGUGAUUGUUAGGAGAUAUGACGAUGCAUGCUUGGCUUGCAUGCAAUGGCGUCGGCGUCACUCUAGUCGACUUGAGGACAGUUCCGAUGCCGACGUUACACGCAGUAAUGCAAAUCUAGAGACCAUCUCAAAUACUCCAGAAACGCAGCAACAGCACACAACCUCUUCUGCUAACUUGAUCUGGCAAGAGUCGUCAAACAAGACAGCGUACCACAAUCCUAGCGUGGAAAUGGAGGACGGGUUGCCCCUAACGACCUACAAGAGAACGACCAGCUCCCAGAAGGCUAACAGCAACAUGGAUUAGCAAUCAGCAUCCCCCACUGAGCGCCAUCAGCAACAUUGCCUAUUGCAAGGCAACAAAUCAACCAGGCAGCAGGCUUGGUGAGGGAUGAUCACUGGCGAUGAUGAAUAUAAAUACGAUGGUGAGAGACCAACUUGCAUGCAA
Molecule: messenger RNA, 3796 nt
Organism: Lytechinus variegatus (green sea urchin)
Lineage: Eukaryota; Metazoa; Echinodermata; Echinoidea; Temnopleuroida; Toxopneustidae
Product: phospholipid-transporting ATPase IF-like
Exons: 32
Coding region: 104-3655 (1183 amino acids)
Biological process (GO): phospholipid translocation
Cellular component (GO): recycling endosome; plasma membrane; trans-Golgi network
Molecular function (GO): ATPase-coupled intramembrane lipid carrier activity; magnesium ion binding; ATP hydrolysis activity
Source: RefSeq, a predicted model, not a curated record